AUGCAUGAUUUGAUUAUUUAUCCUUAUGAAAAACAAAAUGAAUACAUAUAUCAAGAGAGAGAUAACUUAAUAAAUGAGGACCAUAUAAAAUAUGAUGAGAACGACGAAGUAAAUAGAAAUGGUAUAUCCUAUAAGAUAAAUAUUUAUGAUAAUAAUCAUCCUAUAGAUAACAAUAAUAAUAAUAAUGAUGGUGAUAAUAAUAAUGAUGGUGAUAAUAAUAAUAAUGGUGAUAAUAAUAAUAAUAAUGAUAAGGAUAAUAUUGCUUCCCAAUGUAUUCAUACAUGUAUUAAGGAAAAUAUAAUUGAUGAUAAAAAUUAUGAUAGUUUUCAAAAAAGAGAAGAUAUUACAAAUAUUAAAAAAAAUAGUCUAGAUUUUAAUACGAUAAAUGAAAAAAUAUUUAAUAUUAAUAUUAAAAUGAAAGAACCAAAGGUAAAAACAACAAAUGACACACACGUUGAUUAUAAUGAUGAUAAUAAUGAUGAUAGUAAUAUUUCCAUAAGAACUUAUCCAAAACAUUCAACAUCUCAUCAUAACUACACAAGUGAUGAUUCAUCAUAUAGUAGUAUAGACGAUAUUAAACAUAUUUUAAAAAAAAGUAAAAUAAAAAAUUUACAACAAAAUAAAAAAAAAUAUAUUUGUAACUAUAUCUCACAACACAAAAAAAGAAUCAAAGAAAAAAAAAGUAAUCUUAUCCAAAAAAAAAAAAUUAAUAAACAAGAUAAUUAUUUAAACACAAACUUCCUAAAAAUUAAUCAAAAAACAAAAGAAAAUAUAAAAAGAGCUAGCGCGGCAAGUAUUAUCCUGGAAAAUAAUUUUAAUAGUGAUCAUAUCGAUGAAGACGAAGAAAAUAGUUCAUACGACGAAAAUAUAAAUUAUCAUACAAACGAUUUCUAG
Messenger RNA from Plasmodium falciparum 3D7, 894 nucleotides. RefSeq lists its product as uncharacterized. The record is from RefSeq and is a predicted model, not a curated record. NCBI's taxonomy places the organism in Eukaryota, Apicomplexa, Aconoidasida, Haemosporida, Plasmodiidae.